Mesorhabditis spiculigera is the source of this 1017-nucleotide messenger RNA. The record is from the annotation of a GenBank genome assembly. NCBI's taxonomy places the organism in Eukaryota, Metazoa, Nematoda, Chromadorea, Rhabditida, Rhabditidae.
AUGCAAGCCAUCGAGCUAAAAAACGGCCGCGGGCUGCGGGCCGUGAUUUUGCCGAAAGGGGCGAUACUUCAGGCCCUGUUUUUCAAGGACGAGAGCGGAAAGGAGAUUGAUAUUGCGUUAGGAUAUGAUACGGCUGAGGGAUACGCGAAAGAUCGGUUCUUCUUCGGGCAAACCGUUGGCCGUGUUUGCAACAGAAUCAAAGACGGAAAAUUCGAGUUUGAGGGCAAGCAGUAUCAGCUCGACAUCAAUAAACCACCACAUCACUUGCAUGGAGGAGCAAAUGGCUGUGGAAAGCGUGACUGGGAAAUUGUCCGACGGUCGGUCUGCUCUGUUACCCUUCGCGUGCAUAUGAAGCAUGAAGAAGAUGGGUAUCCUGGCGACGCAAAAAUUGACUGCACCUACACGGUGAACGACAUGAACCAUUUGCUGAUUGAAUAUUCGGGGGUGUGCACCGAGAACUCGCUGCUAAACCUGACCAAUCAUACAUAUUGGAAUUUGGAUGGAGAGGAUACGAUCAAUGAUCACAUUCUCGAGGUACGUGCCGAUUCGUAUCUACCCACCGAUGAAACGAAUUUGCCAACCGGCGAAAUCGCGGUCGUUUCCGGAACUCGCUUUGACUUCCGGAAGCCGAAAAAGCUGGGUGAAUUGCUGGGGAAAGAGACCGGGACGGUGAAGCUGGACAACGAUUUUGUGCUCAAUGAUAUCCGCAGUAGGGUUGCCAAUGUUUUACUUGCUUCCAAAAAAUCCGGAAUAAUGAUGGAGAUGUUGACAAGUUACCCGAUUGCACAUGUUUAUGCUGGGGAAUAUGUGGAUACUGAAGGAAAACAGAAUAAACCCUAUAAGGCUAAUUCUGGAAUAGCCAUCGAGUGCCAGGGCUACACGAAUGCCGUAAAUUACCCUCAUUUCCCACAAAUUACCGUCAACGCCAACGAGGUGUUCCGCCGCGAAAUCGUCUAUGCAUUCGGGCAUUUGAAUAGCAACGAAAUCUCGGAUUUUACAAACGGCGAAGCAGAGGAA